AUCUCAAUGACUUUAAAAGGAAAAACAGGAACUUAAUGGCCCCCAAUCUUCAAAAAUUUCUUUCCUGAACCCUCAAAUAAUCUCAUUCAAGAUUUAAAACGUUUGGGGGGGAGAUGGGGGGAAGAACAAUGGUGAUGAUGGCCAUCCUUAUGAUGGCCUGUGCUUCUUUUGGUUCCGGGUCCACCGAUCAGCACGAGAAAUGGACAUGGAUGUCAUCAGGUUCUGAUGGAUCAUCCUCUCCCUUGUCCUCGUCCUCAUCACCAUCGGUUUACACUCAAGCGGGACCGUCUUCAAUUGUUCUGCCGCUUUAUGGCAAUGUUUACCCCAAAGGAUUUUAUUUUGUCCAAGUGGAUGUUGGGCACCCUUCAAAGCCUUAUUUUCUUGAUCCGGAUACGGGAAGUGACCUUACUUGGCUUCAAUGCGACGCUCCCUGUGUCCAUUGUACAAGGGCACAUCACCCUUACUACAAGCCCAACAAUGACCUUGUGAUUUGCAAGGACCCCCUUUGUGCCUCUCUGCAUUCAGCUGAUUAUAAAUGUGACACUCUAGAGCAAUGUGAUUAUGAGGUCGAGUAUGCUGAUGGCGGUUCAUCUCUCGGUGUCUUGCUCAAUGAUGUCUUUUCUCUUAACCUUACCAGUGGGGUUGUGGUUAAACCUCAUCUGGCUCUCGGGUGCGGAUAUGAUCAGAUACAUGGUCCAUCUCACCAUCCUUCAGACGGGGUACUUGGCCUUGGAAAAGGAAGAACCAGCAUUCUCUCACAGCUAAAGAACCUUGGUCUGGUGAGAAACGUGGUUGGCCACUGCUUGAGUUCACGAGGUGGAGGGUAUCUUUUCCUUGGGGAUGAUGUUUAUGAUGCCUCUCGUGUCACUUGGACACCAAUGUCACAUGAUAUCACGAAUCACUAUGCUCCAGGGCCUGCAGAACUACUUUUUGGCAGUAAAAGUACCGGAGUAAAGAAUCUCCAUGUGGUGUUUGAUAGCGGGAGCUCUUUUAGCUAUUUGAAUACGCAACCGUACGAAGCUUUACUAUAUUCACUGGAGAAAGAACUGAGAGGUAAGCCCCUAAAAGAAGCAGAUGAUGACCCAACUCUACCCUUAUGCUGGAAAGGAAGGAAGCCUUUCAUGAGCAUCAGCGAAGUGAAGAAAUACUUCAAAUCCUUCUCACUCAGCUUUGCCAGUGGAUGGAAAUCCAAAACUCUGUUUGAGAUCCCCCCAGAGUCAUAUCUUAUCAUCUCAUCAAAGGGCAGUGUCUGCAUGGGAGUUCUGAACGGGACCGAAGCAGGACUGCAAAAUUUCAACAUUAUCGGAGAUGUGUCUAUGCAAGACAAAAUGGUGAUUUUUGACAAUGAGAAGAGCGCAAUAGGCUGGACUCGUGCAAACUGCGAUCGUCCCCCAGUGUCAAACAUUGUUUUCAUCUAAAUCUGGAGGAGUUUCGGUCUUCUUCUCUGUAAUAAUACAGUUAUUGGAAAAUGGUCAAAUAAGCUCUCCAGCUAUUUGAGUUAAUGCCAUUGAGACCUCCAAAUUACAAACUUUCGGUGAAAAUAUGAACUAAAAAAUCAUGCAAUUAAGGCAUUAAGCCAUCAAUGUUUACCUUUUAGCAGCCGUUAGCCCUUUCCGAACUGAAUAAUACUCUGUAUAUGGAUACUUUGUGGUUUGUGCAGAUGAUGCACCCGCAUAUAUCAAUCAAUAAUAAUAAUAACAUUAGGA
Molecule: messenger RNA, 1706 nt
Organism: Cuscuta europaea
Lineage: Eukaryota; Viridiplantae; Streptophyta; Magnoliopsida; Solanales; Convolvulaceae
Source: the annotation of a GenBank genome assembly